This is a messenger RNA of Aspergillus neoniger CBS 115656, 2194 nucleotides long. Its product is annotated as FAD-dependent oxidoreductase. The record is from RefSeq and is a predicted model, not a curated record. NCBI's taxonomy places the organism in Eukaryota, Fungi, Ascomycota, Eurotiomycetes, Eurotiales, Aspergillaceae. Gene Ontology annotation, molecular function: FAD binding; oxidoreductase activity. The transcript has 4 exons. The coding region runs from base 1 to 1989 and encodes 662 amino acids.
AUGAAGGGGUAUUUUACGCGGGGAUUGGUCAUCUCGAUGAUGGCACCCGCAGCAUAUGCACAGGCUACAAGGGCUAUAGCUUCGCUGAGUGCAGCAGCGGCAACUGUGACAACGAGCCCUUCUGCUGCGCCGCCCUUGUUCUCUUAUGAAGCAGUACAGCUGACUGAGAGUGCAUUGGCUAGAGCGGAUACCGCCCUUAAUAAUGCGACCCUAUCGAGAAUAUUUGCUUUUGGGGCAAGUAACUCGACUAACAGCAGCGGAACCCCCCAGCAUCGCUGCAAGGUCAUGCCAGGGGAUGCGACAUGGCCAACUGAAUCGACCUGGAGUAUUUUUGACCAGUUGCUUGGUGGUGGGAGCUUGCUUAAGCCUGCACCUUUGGCAGCGUCCUGCUACCCCAACUGGCCCCAAUAUAAUACCGAGCAAUGUUCUGAGGUAACAUCGAACUGGCUUGAAGACUCUUUGCACUCCAUCAUGGCACCCUUGGAUGAGGGUCGCUCGUGCAUGCCCAUAGGGUACAACUAUACCAGCACCUGUACUCAAGGCGCUUACCCUACGUACGUCGUCAACGUAUCCACUGUUGCUCAGAUUCAGUUGGCUGUGAACUUUGCCCGAAACCAGAACCUUCGCUUGAUAGUCAAGAACACCGGUCACGAUUUUAACGGCAAGCCAUCAGGAAAAGGAGGUCUGUCGAUUUGGACGCACCGACUCAAAAACAAGGCUUUCUACCCCUCCUUCACGUCUGACGGUGGUUAUGUUGGACCUGCUAUAAAGCUGGGAGCUGGGGUUCAAGUUUCGGAGGCGUAUGACUUCGGGAAAGCGUUGAAUGUGACCGUCAUCGGAGGCGGAUGUCUCUCUGUUGGAGUUUCUGGUGGCUUCACACUUGGUGGAGGCCACUCGCCAUUGAGUAGCAUGUAUGGCAUGGCGGCAGAUCAGGUUUUGGCUCUGGAAGUUGUCUUGGCGGACGGUCGCUUUAUUACUGCAACUUCCAAGCAGAACUCAGACGUCUUCUGGAUGCUUCUCGGUGGUGGAGGCAGCACAAUUGGCGUGGUAACAUCCAUGACCAUCAAGGCUUAUCCGGAAUUGCCCACGACAAUCGUAACUUUCAACUGGACGAUGAACGACACUCCAAACGCUGAAGCGUUCUGGGCCGCUUUCCAGUCUUACCUAGACCACUUCGAGGACUUUGUCAACGCUGGAACAUAUGGAUACUAUUUGCUGGGAUCCUCGGCAGCUGAGAACGGGCAAGCUUCUUCCAAUGACACUGACUACAACUUCCGCAUGGUUUCCUUUGUUGCACCCAACAUGACCAUUCCGCAGACGCAGAGCCUUCUCAGACCUUGGUUCAAUACCCUCAAUAGCCUUAACGUCAGCUUCAUUCCCAUUUAUAGCCAUGCGGAUAACUUCUAUGAAGUCUGGGAGGAGGAUAAUUUUCCUCUGGAAACCGGUGGAUUGGACAUAUACAAGUUGGCUUCCCGUCUUCUGCCUCGAAAUGUGUUCGAGAACCAAGACCUCCGUAACAGGAACUUCCUUGCUCAAAAGGACGCCGUUGAGAAGGGCUUAUUCAUCAUGGGCUUCCACAUCAGUGGUAAAGGAAGCGCUGUCGAGCCGCCGACGGACAUUGCAGUUUUGCCGGCAUGGCGUGACGCUCUCUCUCACGUCAUCGUCGCAACCGAAUGGGAGUUCACCUCGAGCUGGGAAACAGUCAAAAAUUCUUCACUCUUUGUGACGAACUGGAUGGAUGCUCUGCGGGAGCUCUCUCCCGACUCUGGCGCGUAUAUGAAUGAGGGUGAUUUGUUGGAGCCCAACUUCCAGCAGGCAUUCUAUGGUGCCAACUACCCGCGGCUGUAUGAGUUGAAGCAGAAGUACGACCCGACCGGGUUGUUCUUUGCUCUUACGGCGGUGGGAUCGGAGGACUGGGAAGUUCAAGUCACGGAUCCUUUGCCGUAUUCGUGGAACAAUAAUGGGCGGUUGUGUCCGAGAUCUUCUUGAAGAGGGGUGAGGUCAGUGCACGAAUGAUACGUGAAGAGUAGCGCUUAGAGCCAUCAAAAUAUUCACUGCUAUCGUACUUGUUCUCGGUGGAAGGACAGGGGUAUAGAGCGGUUGUCAGUCAAUGCAGGCAAGCAGUUAUAAUUAUAAUCAGAUGAUUGAUUCCCCAUAAUCGAAAUGAUCCCAAGGCAAGGAUAGAACGUCAAGA